AAAAAUUGACUUCGACAACUUGACCUGGAGAUAGGAACACAGAGGGAGUCGUGUAUAUAUACGUGCCAUGGAUCAUUUGCUGCCUUCAUCACUCCAUCGAAAACCAACAACGAGACACCACAAGGAUCGAUAGCCACAGCACUCAGUAACUGCAUCCCCUAGCUAGCUAGUUUCAGAUCAUCCAACAAAUUCGCGUUAGCUCCUGGAUCAAUCCAUCGAUAGCCCAUGGAUCAGCAGCAGUAUUACCCGAGCGCACCACCGACCCCGGGCAACAUGGAGGCGGGCCUCGUCGCCACGGGCCUGCCUGUGCGGCGGCAUCAGCAGCUCGGCGAGGCGGCGGCGCCCGCGGACGACAGCAGGGACGGCUGGGCGGGCAACGACCCCAACACGCUGAUCGUGGUGGCAACGCUGAUCACGGCGCUCAACUUCCUGCUCGGCCUCAGCAUGCCCGGCGGCUACUGGCAGGCCGACCAGACGUUCGUGAGCGACGGCGGCAGGAUGGUGUACCACCGCGCCGGCGACCCCAUCAUGCGUGACCUGCACCGGCCGAGGUACUGGGUGUUCAGGGGCGCGAGCUGGGUCGGGGUGGCGAGCUCCAUGGUGAUGACGCUGAGCCUGCUGGUGCGGAUGCCCGUGGGCUCGCGCCACGUGCUGUGGUCGUUCGCGGUGGCCUACUCCAGCCUCGUGCUCACCUUCGUCGUGUCGCAGUCCAGGACGCACCUGUCGCUGGACAUCAUCAUCUGGGUGGCCGUCCUCGCCUUCAUCUGGCUCGUCAUCGGCCUCCACCCGGACCACCGGGCGCGCAUCAUCCGGGUGAUCUUCUGCUGCAACCGCGACAACUGAAGCCUCUUGCUGCUUUGCCUGCCUGUCUCCUAUCGUCUUCGGAUCAUGUUCGGAUUCGGACAGUGGAUUGAAACUACUACGUAGUAUUAGCACUCAGUAGUUGCUUGCUUUAAUAUGCUUAUCGGUUAUGCGAUGUUUGACUGGCUUGCUGGUGAACUCAAUGUAAACUAUAUAUGACCAUCUGUGUGAUGAAAUUUGAAAUGCA
Messenger RNA from Sorghum bicolor (sorghum), 1048 nucleotides. RefSeq lists its product as uncharacterized. The record is from RefSeq and is a predicted model, not a curated record. The transcript has a single exon. The coding region runs from base 226 to 843 and encodes 205 amino acids. NCBI's taxonomy places the organism in Eukaryota, Viridiplantae, Streptophyta, Magnoliopsida, Poales, Poaceae.